This is a messenger RNA of Pogoniulus pusillus (Red-fronted tinkerbird), 2177 nucleotides long. RefSeq names its product zinc finger AN1-type containing 2B (gene ZFAND2B). NCBI's taxonomy places the organism in Eukaryota, Metazoa, Chordata, Aves, Piciformes, Lybiidae. The record is from RefSeq and is a predicted model, not a curated record. Gene Ontology annotation, cellular component: endoplasmic reticulum; cytoplasm. The transcript has 9 exons. Gene Ontology annotation, biological process: protein targeting to ER; proteasome-mediated ubiquitin-dependent protein catabolic process. Gene Ontology annotation, molecular function: zinc ion binding. Bases 76 to 933 code for a protein of 285 amino acids.
GCGGGCUCGGGGCCGGCCCCGCCCCGCGCAGCGCCGGAAGCGGCAGCCGCCGGUCCCGGUAGGUGCCCGCCCGCCAUGGAGUUCCCGGACCUGGGAGCCCACUGCUCUUGGCCCGCCUGCCAGCGCCUAGACUUCCUCCCGCUGAAGUGCGACGCCUGCGAGCAGAUCUUCUGCACCGACCACGUUGCUUACGCCCAGCACAACUGCACCUCUGCCUACAAGAAGGAUGUGCAGGUCCCCGUGUGCCCCCUCUGCAACACCCCAGUGCCUGUGAGGCGGGGGGAGAUGCCCGACGUGGUGGUGGGUGAGCACAUUGACCGCGACUGCAGGUCCGACCCCGCGCAACGCAAGCGCAAGAUCUUCACCAAUAAGUGUAUGAAAUCUGGCUGCAAGCAAAAGGAGAUGAUGAAGGUGAUCUGUGAUCAGUGCCACAAGAACUACUGCCUCAAGCACCGGCACCCACUGGACCAUGACUGCAGUGGGGCAGGGCAUCCUCUCUCCAGAGCAGGUGCCUGGAGAUCACUUGUGAUGGUUCACAGGCAUCUCAUCUGUUUUAGGCAUGCUGCAAUUGCAAGAGCUCAGGUACCUUCCUCUAAAACUGUCACCACAUCUAGCAGUGGAGCUGCCUGGCCAGCAGACAGUCCCUCUUCUCCAGCUUCUGCCAGAGGAGGUAGAGCAGCUGUGUCACAGGCUCGCAGCACCUCCCCUCCAGCUGUCAUGCUGCAGAAUGGGCUGAGCGAGGAGGAGGCACUGCAACGAGCUCUGGAGAUAUCCUUGGCAGAGUCAGCACACAGCUCAGUGCAGCCACCCAGCAGCACACAGGAGGAGGAGGAUCUGGCACUGGCCCAGGCGCUGUCAGCGAGCGAAGCUGAGUACCAGCAGUCACAGCGGCAGGCACACCCUUCAAAGCCAUCAAACUGCAGCAUGUCAUAAGCUGGUAAGGCAGGGUGUGCCAGCAGAGAAGCCCACUUAUGACCUGAGUUGCAGCUCUGGCCUCCCACCUGGAUGCCAUGGAGGUUCUGUUCUGGACACUGAUGAUGAGAGCCUCCUGCCAGGGCUAGCUCAUCUCCCUGGGGGCUGUAAGCGAGACACAGAACACGCACAGAGACACCUCAGCACUCCUGCUGCUGUUAAAUUGGUGCAGCAAAUGGCUGAUGCCCCUGGAGAGGCGAAGACGGCGCAGGACAAGCUGAGCACAGGCUGACCAAAGCAAGCAGCAGCUCAUGCUGUGCACUUAACUACAGCUGCCUCAGCCGUGUCCCACCUCUGCUGGGACUGCAGGGUGAGGCAGGGCUGGCCUGGAGAGAAGUGCUGUGUGAGGAUAUCUGCAUGCUUGCACCUAGAGCCUGAAUGCAGCUGCCUGCCACGGCAGCAGGGGAGACUGGGUUUUGUGCUCAGAGGGCCCUGCCAGCCUCCCAGCCAAGAGCAGCUCUGGCUGGCUUGGUCUCUGGCACAGACAUGGCACAUGUGCAGCCCCCCAGCAGCAUGGAGGCAGCCCUUUCCUUGUUCCCUGUGCCUCCCCUGCUGUUUGCAUGCACAGAAGCACAUUGGCCUUACCCAGCUCAGUUUGGGCCCAGGACCUCUCUGAGACUCAAGGGGGCUGCAUUUCCUUUCUGCUGUAAUUUAACAAGGGCCAUUGACUGAAGAGUGGCUUCAGCAGUGACUUGACUGUGCCAGCAGCAAGAGUAUGGGCAGACUGCAGUUGCCUUCCUGCUGCUGGCUGCUCUCUGCUGCCCUAGACUAUCCCAGGGGCCUCUUAAUGCUGCUGGGGUAGGAAUGCCUCCCUCCUUCCACCCAUGCAGAAGGGGAUUCUCUGGGUAGCAGCAGCACAGGCUCCCUUCUUCUAAAACGCAGCCCAGAGACUGGAGCCAGCUCUGAGACUAGAGCCAACCCUUCCUUGCUGGUGUGUGGAGACAGGAGCUGACCCUUGGAUGGAGGGUGCUUGUCCUGCUGGCUUCUUGCAGGGAGUGUGCACAGCUGUGCUGCUUUCCCAUCCACUCUCUCGAGCUUCUCUGCAGGGCUGUAGUGCCCCAUUCUGAGCAGUGUACAGCUGAGGUGGGGGUUACCUGUGGGAAGUGCAUCCCUAGAGUAGGAGGUGUGUUGAGGUUGGACUGAGGGGACACUAAGGCAAAGUGCUGCUUGGGAGAAAAAUAAAAGUGUAGCACAAGGUGCAGAGA